CGCAUGGCUGUUGAAUUGUGCCCUACCUGUACUUGCCACGUACGAACUCACUAACAUUUUUUUUUUGUCGAAUCUGCCGUGCUACUUCACAGUCAGCAGAGCAAGAUGGCGGCCCCUACAAAGCAGUACGGGCUGAUCUUACCACAGAAGAAAGGAGCUUUAAAGACAGCAACCCUGCAGAAGUCCUCAGUGUUUGGGGAUGACUCAGAUGAUGAAACGUCAGUUGGGGAGAGUCUGCAGAGAGAAGCUAUCAAAAAGAAGAUGAUGACGCAGACUCGCUUGGAGAUGCAGAAGGCCCUGGAACAGGACAGCACUGUAUAUGACUAUGAUGCUGUGUAUGAUGACAUUCAAAAGCAGAGAAAUGAGAGCAACAAAAAAAUUCUGGGAGGCACUGACAAAAGGCCAAAGUAUAUCCACCAGUUAAUGAAAGCAGUCGAGGACCGAAAGAAAGAACAAGAGCGAAGGGAAGAGCGAAAGAUCCAGAAGGAAAGAGAGGCAGAGGGAGAGAAGUUUGCUGAUAAGGAGGCCUACGUUACCUCUGCCUACAGACAAAAACUGCAGGAGCAGAAAGAGGAGCAGGAGAGAGAGAGGAGAGAGGCAGAGAUGGAAGCUGCUUUGGACGUGAAGAAACAAAAAGACCUGAGCGGCUUCUACCGACACUUGCUGAAUCAGACUGUAGGAGAGGAGGCGAUACCAGACCGCUCAGCAAACAAAACUCAUACCUCAAAGGUUUCAAAAGACACAGAGAGGACCUCGCCUGCUCCCUCACCUACGUUCCAUGACAAUAACCCAACUUCAUGCAGCGACACUGAGGAGGGGCAUGAGCAGAAGUCUGGGUUUAGCAAGCCUGGUGCAGGCUCUACACACUCAAAACGUCAAUACAGACAGAGGUCGCCUUCAUCAGGGAGUGGAGAAGAUAAGGAGAAGGAAAGAGAGAGGGAGCGAGACAAACAUAAGAAGAGUCACAGAGAUCUAGACAGAGACAGAGGAAGGGACAGAGAUAGAGAAAGAGACAGAGACAGAAACAGGGCAAGGGAAAGGGAUGACAGACAUGGAGGAAGAAGAGAUGACAGGGAUAGAAGGAAAGACAGGGACAGAGACAGAGACAGGGAUCGAGGCAGAGAAGAUGACAGAAGCAGAGGCAGGGGGGAUACAGAGAGGGAAGACAGGCAUGGGAAGAGGGAGAGGAGCCCUAAAGAAAGAGAGAGGGAUAAAAAUGGGGAACGAGAGAAGAGGAGGAAUCCAGUAGAAGACGAGCGGAAGGACAAAGAUCGGGAAGAAGAGAAGGAGAGAAGGAAGGAACCAGAGAAGGAGAAGGCAGUGAGGAGGGAAGAAAAAGACCCAGAAAAGAAGGAUGAAACUGGAGCCCAGAGAAAGGAAAAAGAAGGUGAAGAGAAAGAGGAAAACGUGAACAAGUUUGCAAAGCGCAGCACGGAUCAGACUGUGAGUUCGGCGAGAGAGAGGUACAUGGCCAGACAGAUGGCACGUUCGGCCUGUAAGAGCUAUAUCGAGAGGGAGGAGGACUGACAGCUGUGCAGCACACGGCGCAAACAUCUCUGAAUUGCACACAAUCUCAAUUAAGAUGAGGCUAAUGUUGUUUUGUAGUUUUAUUUUUCUUCAACAAAUCCCAUUAAAAAAAGUCACUGUCUUUUUUGUCAAAACUGUCUGACUCCCCCACGCUGUUACCCAGCCCCACUGGUUCCUAAUGGAAAUAUAUAGGCUUGUUUCAUUUUCUUUUCAAGGGUCAAUAAUUUCUUAAAACAGCUGAGCACUGUAGUUUUUUAGCAAAUGUUCCUCAAACAGGAGUAAAUAUUGCACUUGUUGAAGACUACUUUCAUUGACGGAUUAAUACACAUUUGGUACACUAUGGGAAGCUUGCCAGCCUUGUCUUGUGCUAAUGGCCUUCGGUGAUGAAAGACAGAGACCUUGGUGAUACAUACUUUUUUUUUUUUUAGUCUUGAAUAGACAGAUUAUUGAUUUAUUAUUGUGAAAUAAGCAUGUUGACUUGUAAAUAAGAGUUUUGACAGACAGCCUCUUGUGUCAUCACAUACCGGAAUGAGUGUAAAUGCAAAAUUUAAACUUAUUACUUAAAUUGGAAGAUGGAUGAGUGUGGAAUGACGUGUGAACCAGUGAAGUCGUGUUUAUUCACUUUUGUUGAGGUUUUGUAUCUUACUCUUGUAGUCAGUGAAUUAAUAAAAUAAUUUC
This is a messenger RNA of Toxotes jaculatrix (banded archerfish), 2205 nucleotides long. It is a transcript of the gene nsrp1, whose product is annotated as nuclear speckle splicing regulatory protein 1. The coding region runs from base 106 to 1527 and encodes 473 amino acids. The transcript is spliced from 7 exons. NCBI's taxonomy places the organism in Eukaryota, Metazoa, Chordata, Actinopteri, Toxotidae. Gene Ontology annotation, biological process: regulation of alternative mRNA splicing, via spliceosome. The record is from RefSeq and is a predicted model, not a curated record.